AAUCGGAAACACCGUCACUCCUUACGUAACAGCCACGAUCCGGAAGUUGUCGUUGGGAGUCUGAGGUACAGAGUGAAUUUGCACAUUGAUGAAAAUGAAUACCAGAGGAUUUCGAUCUCAGCUGAAGGACAGCAUCCCAGUGGCAGAGCUGUCUCCACAGGCAGGAGCGUAUGGGGUACCGGACACACUUCGCAAAGGAUUCACCAGUGUGAAGAAUGAACUUCUACCAAGUCAUCCUUUGGAGCUUUCUGAAAAGAACUUUCAGCUCAGUCAAGAUCAAAUGAACUUCAGCACUCUGAGAAACAUUCAGGGAAUACAUGCACCUUUGAAACUGCAAAUGGAGUUCAGGGCAACAAAACAGAUCCAGCGCCUGCCGUUCCUCCAAAGCUCAAAUAUUGCACUUGAUACACUCAGAGGAAAUGACGAAUCCAUUGGUUUUGAAGAUAUAUUGAAUGAUCCAGCACAAAGUGAAGUUAUGGGAGAGCCACAUGUCAUGGUUGAAUACAAACUGGGUUUGUUGUAAAAUAAUAAAAUCACUGUUAUUUUUGCUCCUUCAAGAAUAGCACUGUCUUUUUAAAUAAAAGCCAAGGCAUUCUCUGUAUUUGAUGUCAAGAAACACAAUACGCUUGAUAUAAAAAUGGUUCUGUUCUUGUUUUCAUGUAUUUACAAUAUAAAGAUUAGUUAUUCUUCA
Molecule: messenger RNA, 691 nt
Organism: Polyodon spathula (Mississippi paddlefish)
Lineage: Eukaryota; Metazoa; Chordata; Actinopteri; Acipenseriformes; Polyodontidae
Product: proteasome maturation protein
Exons: 6
Coding region: 89-523 (144 amino acids)
Biological process (GO): proteasome assembly
Cellular component (GO): cytoplasm; nucleus
Source: RefSeq, a predicted model, not a curated record